UUUAACUUCCUAGAAAUAUGUGUGGCCAAUGACUUGCAACCCUUAAUUUUGGCCCGCGAGUGACAAAAGGUUGCCGACCCCUGCCUUAGAUGUAAUACACUAUAUAUAUAUCACUAUACAUUUGGUAUCGAUUAACAUUUUACCGUAAAUAGAAUAGAUAUAUAUAUAUUAGUUAAAGUUUUGGUAUUUGUUUAUACAGUAUAUACUAGUUUACUCUCGUGGUUGGUUAGUGAAAGUGCCAUGUUCAUUACACCCAUCACUACAGACAUGUAGUCUCGCUUACGUCCUUUUAUAUCACAGAUAAAUUAUAUUUCUUUAGAAAUCAUGAAAUUGAUUUAUCUAAGUCUUCUCGUUUCAUGGUGGGAAUCCAGUUCAUCCAAUGCUUUAGAAGUUAUUGAAUUGCACAAUAUUGGAAGCAGUAGGAAUGUACCGUACAGUGAAGAUGGUGAACGUUGUCUUGGUGCUUGUACUUGCUACGGCAGUGACAAUACAAUCGAUUGUAAAGAUACAAAAUAUGACGUGGUACCAUCCUCUAUUCCUUAUGAAACAAGGGAGUUAGAUCUGAGCUACAAUGAAAUAACUACAAUCCGAACCAGCGACUUUAAAGGAUUAGAAAAUAUGGAAAAUCUAGACAUGAACCAUAACUCAAUAUCGAAUAUACAGCGAGAGUCCUUUUCAGAUAUGACCUCACUUACAACGUUGAAAAUGAACUAUAACUCCCUUCGUGUCAUGCGGAUGAAUAUGUUUUAUGGAUUAACGAACCUGAAAACCCUCGAGUUCCAAUAUAACACAGUAAACUUGAUUUCAGCAAGUGCGUUUUCCCCUUUGUCAUCCUUGGAUAGUCUGAGGCUGGACUUCAACAUAUUGUUUUCACCAGUGGCAAACGAAUCCUUUGCCGGCCUGACGAAUCUUACAUCUCUUAGUUUGGCUGGCAAUAUGUUAUAUCAGAUACCCAUGGAUGCUUUACAGAUAGUGAAAAACAGCCUUCAAAAUUUGAACGUGAGCUACAAUACCCGAAUUACAAUUAUUGGAGGUCCGAAUUCACCAGCAAUUGAUCUUCCCAAUCUACAGACUUUGGAUAUGUCUUUUUGUAGGAUACAGAGCAUCGUUGGCGGAAGCCUGGCAGGACUCCCUAAUCUGAAAUCGAUGGAUCUUUCGGCAAACUCGCUUUUGACGUUAUUUCCUCGUAGCUUUGUUGGAAAUCCAAAAUUAUCAAGUCUUUAUUUACUGUAUAAUCCCAUCCAAACUUUCCCACAUGCAGCAUUUUCACCAAUUAGCAAGUCACUCGAACAUCUCCAUAUGAGUUACUACGCACUUGAAAUAGGAAAUUUAACUUCACUGUAUGAUGAAACAUAUCUCGCAAAUUUGACCACUCUGUCUCUGAAAAAUGGAAAUUUAGUUUCCAUCAGUGGUGAUUCGUUUUUCAAAAAUUUGAAAAAGUUGGAACAUUUAUCAAUUUCUUAUAAUCAACUGACAGAUUUGCCCACAGAGGCUUUGAGCCACCUCACCAGCUUAAAAACGAUGACCAUCGUUGGAAACAAAAUUUCAAGAAUCGGCAAGGGUGCAAUUCCAAGCCUAUUGAACUUGCAGGAAGUUGAAUUGUCGUAUUCUGACGUAAUUGAUAUUGACGAAAACUCCUUUCACGAUCUCAAUCUGAUAAUAUUACGUCUAAACGAUAACAAGAUCACUAACAUAUCUGAGAAUGCAUUCAACAAACAAACGAAUUUGGCCGUACUGGAUAUUUCUAACAAUCUAUUGACGACUCCGAACAGCCAGUGGUUUCAAGGUAAACCAUUAACAGAAGUUAAAUUGGAUAAUAAUCCGUGGAAUUGCGACUGUGAAUCGGAACAGUAUUGGGAAUGGACUGAAUCCCAAGACUAUAGUAAUAUUGAGUCAAUCGAUGACGUAGAAUGUAACCAACCUAGAAAACAAAAAGGUGAUACUAUCACAAAUCUUCAAGAAGGCGAGAUCACGUGCGACUUCGGUGAAUGUCCCUCGACUUGCAUAUGUAUUGAUUUCACUACUACAAAAUAUACAGCAUUGACUCCUACACCAAGAUUGACUAUGCUAUAUGAUCUAACACAGAAAGAAUACUCGAAGAUAAAAGUAACUGACUCCACGGAAAACUCUGCACAUCCACUUGAUAUCAUAGACGACAUGGCAAAAUCUGAAUGGAAACUUUCCGCCUCUCGAGCCGCGUCCACCAUGACAGACUGCACAUUGUCAGACAUGACAGAAUUUCCAGUCGUGCCCAAUUCAACAGAACAUCUCAACUUAGCCUAUAAUAAACUGACUAACCUUAAACAGCAGGAUUUUAUCAAUCUUCCGAAAUUGCGUAUAUUUAUCGCUAGUGAUAAUGAAAUUUCUUCUAUUGAAAACAACAACUUUGCAAAUUUGGAUUUACUCGAACAGAUACAUCUAAAUAGAAAUAGCCUUGGAGGAACUAUUGGUUCUACGUGGUUUUCAUUCUUAAAACGACUAACAGAAUUAAGGCUUGAUGACAACCAUAUUGUGGACAUCUCUAAUGAAUCUUUCGUAGAUUUGGAAUCUCUUCAAAUAUUGGAAAUGUCAAAAAACGCGAUGACGUCAUUACAACAACCCAUGUUCGACGGUCUAGCACAGUUGGUUUACCUGAAUUUGGGAGCCAAUCGCAUCAACGCAGUUAAUGAAGACAGUUUUGUAAAUCUGACAAAUCUGGCAUACCUCUAUCUCAAUGACAACUAUCUUACUACAAUCCCUCCUAAUUUACUCGAAACCAAUACAAAAUUGAUAUAUCUCGAUCUUGGAGGUAACAGCUUCUCUGUUAUUCAUAAGCAGUUCUUGUUCUCUAACAGUAUUGAAAUUCUCAAAAUGGAAAAGGGUUAUAAUACAGACCUAGAAAACGGCAGUUUUGUCGGGCUUCCGAAUUUGAGAGUUUUACGAUUAGCAGGCAGUUACAUAUCAAACAUUGCAAAUCUUGCUUUUUCGCCGGAUAUGAUUGACGAGUUUCAAUCUUACAAUAAAAGUAAACUGCUUACUUUGGAUCUUGGCUACAAUCUCUUGAAAGAUAUCCCUGUUGAUUCCUUUGCGGAACUAGAAAGUCUUCAAACUUUAGGCCUGAAUGAUAACCUAUUUUCUGAAAUUCCAGUUCGGAAUGACAAUAUCGAGCCGUUUCUGCCUAAUAUGGAAACAUUGUAUUUAUCCCAUACGCCAGUAUCGCAAAUUCCGGAAAAUUCAUUUAUAUCUCAUUUGAGUAAUUUGAUGGGCUUGAUUAUGAAUGACUGCAAUUUUGAAAACAUUCCCAUCGAAGCUCUCAAAAGCAACUCAAAGCUCGGUUAUUUAGUUUUGGACCGGAAUCCUAUCAUUCAAAUUAGCGAAAAAUUUUCGCAGCUGAAGAAUCUUGUACAGCUUCAGCUGAGUGAUACCCAAAGUCUAAGUACAGUGUCCGAAAUCGCAUUUAAGAAUUUAACAAAGCUAGAAACUCUGAAGCUAUCUGGUGGGAAAAUAACAAACUUAGGUUCACUGACGUUUGCAGACCUGGUGAAUCUUGAAGUUAUUGAUCUGUCCAACAACAAUUUGACACAACCUGAUUCACAGUGGUUUUCGUCCAUAAAUCCGAAUGAGGUAAAAUCCAUUAACUUGCAAGAUAAUCCGUGGGUAUGUGACUGUGGCGCACUAGAAUACAAACAAUGGAUGGAAGAUGGAUCACAGAAUCUUGACGAUUACUUUGUUUCUAUUACAUGCACGGAGCCACAGAUGUAUAAAAGCUGGGAAAUUUCAGAAAUACAUUCCUCUGAUCUUGUGUGUGUUUCGUCAUCUACCGCCCCAUUAACAACAACGGAAUUGCCAGAAUAUUGUGACCAAGAAUGCACUUUCGACGAAAAUGCUCAUAUUACCAAUUGCUCAAGUCAAAAUUUGAGAUCGCUGCCCAGGUCUUGCAUUCCUGACUCAACGGAAAUCUUGAUAUUGUCAAACAACCGUCUUUCCACAAUAUUGUCGGACGAUUUUGUCGGCUUGUUGAGCCUUAAACAAAUAAUGCUGGAUCACAAUUUGCUAUCUGAAAUAGAAGAUGGCGCCUUUUUCAAUCUUCCAGUUGUCACGCAUCUUGAUUUGAGUUUUAAUCGGCUCACGAAGGUUCCAACCACGGCCCUUGCUGAUUUGAGUAAUUCUUUACUUCAUUUAUGGUUGGAUGAUCAACGUAUUCCUCAAGUAAUAGAAAAUGCUUUUCCGUUGUCGUAUUUAAAACAACUUUCUUUGCGAAAUCUUCAGGGAUUGAGUGCACUUCCGCUAAUUAUAGAUGAUUUUUCUUUUGCUAAAACUGCAAAUCUCAGAACUUUGGAUCUCUCCCAAAAUAUGAUAGUGACGCUAUCGAUAAAUUCACUGACCGGGCUUGUAAAUCUGGAUUUGCUCGACAUGACUGCAACACGAUUACAAGAAUUUCCCGAAGAAGCUUUAAGAAGAUCACCACAAUUGACAACUUUGAUACUGAACGAAAAUCCAAUUGAAUCGUUUAUAAAACCGGUGACACCCAUUUUGCCGAAACUGAAGCAUUUUCACAUGAGGAAUUCCGAGCUAGCAAAUAUUGAUGAUAACUCGUUUCUUAGCGAUUUGUAUAAUCUUGUGGAACUCGAUUUAGGAUUUUCACUCUUGUCAGUCGUUCCAAGGCAUUCGUUGCAGAACAAACCUUCGCUAACAACGUUAAACCUCGAACAUUCCUAUAUACGGAAACUUACUCAAAGCGAUUUUGCAGAUUCAUCCCUGAAUAAUAUAUCCAUAAUUGAUUUCAGUGGGUCAAAAAUGUCUGAAAUAGGAAGCAGGGCCUUUUCAGUACUGACAAGCCUUUCUUGGUUAGAUCUAAGCAAGAAUGAAAUUACAGCAGUCGCCGAUGAUGCCUUCGCAGAUACCAAUCUGCAAUAUUUGGAUCUAAGCUACAAUAAUCUUACAUACGUGUCUUGUUCGUGGGUAUAUCUGAUGCCGCAAGGACAAUCCGUAACAUUGAACCUUGGUGGAAAUCCAUAUGACUGCAGUUGUGGAAUGGUUGGAUAUCGCGAUUACAUGACUUCUCCUCAAUAUGAUUUCAUAUCAGAAGUCGACCAGCCCGUUUGUGCAACUCCACAAGAAUUUUCGGGCAUGUCCGUUCGAGAGAUUCAAUUGGAGGAUUUGGAAAAUUACUGCAAAAAUGAUCUAAAUGCAGAAGAUCCCCAAUAUUGUUCGCCGCCCACGACAACCGCAUCGCUGUCAUCAACAAACUCGAAUCCGGUAUCUACCACGUCAAGUGCUAGAUCAAAUAUUAAUUCUCCCAAAGCAUUGUCAUUUGUACUGGUAUCCAUUUUACUCUCUCUUUAUGAAUAA
This is a messenger RNA of Styela clava, 5331 nucleotides long. RefSeq lists its product as uncharacterized. NCBI's taxonomy places the organism in Eukaryota, Metazoa, Chordata, Ascidiacea, Stolidobranchia, Styelidae. Gene Ontology annotation, molecular function: protein binding. The record is from RefSeq and is a predicted model, not a curated record.